AUGGCCGGCCAAUCGAAACCCGCGCUCUCCCCUUGGGGUAGCGCUGUCGCAGGUGCAACUGGUGCCGUUCUCGCCAAUGCCAUCGUCUAUCCACUGGACCUUGUCAAAACCAAACUUCAAGUCCAAGUGAAGAACACACCUGAAUCGAAAAGCGGAGAUGCAGAACAUUACGAGUCGACCCUAGAUGCCAUCAACAAAAUCAUGGAAAAAGAGGGGAUUGAAGGGUUAUAUUCCGGGAUGGUUGGUUCUUUGCUUGGUGUUGCUUCAACCAACUUUGCGUACUUCUACUGGUACAGCGUGGUUAGAAGCCUUUAUAUGGCAUCGAAGAGCGUAUCUAAGCCACCGGGAACCGCUAUGGAGCUUACCCUUGGUGCUGUGUCGGGGGCUAUCGCUCAGAUCUUCACUAUUCCAGUUGCUGUUAUCACAACCAGACAGCAGACACAGCCAAAGAGCGAGAAGAAGGGUCUGAUCGAGACUGGUAAGGAGGUUGUCAAUAGCGAAGAUGGCUGGUCGGGUCUAUGGAGAGGUCUCAAGGCCAGUUUGAUACUGGUUGUCAACCCGGCAAUUACCUACGGUGCCUAUCAACGUCUGAAGGAGGUACUUUUCAAAGGAAGGAACAAUCUGAAGCCCUGGGAGGCUUUCCUCCUGGGUGCUCUUUCCAAGGCAAUGGCCACAAUUGCAACCCAGCCAUUGAUCGUGGCCAAGGUUGGCCUUCAGUCGCGGCCACCCCCUGGUCGCGAAGGCAAGCCCUUCAAGACCUUUGGUGAGGUUAUGCGAUAUAUCAUUCAGAAUGAGGGCGCGCUGUCCCUCUUUAAGGGUAUUGGGCCUCAGAUCUUGAAGGGUCUGUUGGUGCAGGGCUUGUUGAUGAUGACAAAAGAGAGGAUGGAACUCAUUUUCAUCGUUCUUUUCGCAUAUUUGAAGAAUCUUAGACAGCAGAAACUAAAGAAGGUCGUCGAUACUGCUGCAGCUAACGCUAAAACCAGCCUUCCGGUGACCUUGAAAUAG
This is a messenger RNA of Aspergillus bombycis, 1005 nucleotides long. Its product is annotated as putative peroxisomal carrier protein. Gene Ontology annotation, biological process: transmembrane transport. Lineage: Eukaryota; Fungi; Ascomycota; Eurotiomycetes; Eurotiales; Aspergillaceae. Bases 1 to 1005 code for a protein of 334 amino acids. The transcript is spliced from 4 exons. The record is from RefSeq and is a predicted model, not a curated record.